AUGCCAGAUUUUCGGGAGUUGUCCAAACGCGAACGACGUUUGCUUUCAACAUUGAGCGGUGUAGAGAAAUUCGUCACCAAUUAUGAAACUCCCCGAGACGAAGCGCAAAUCGUCGUUCGUUUGCAGAUGUUGGAAUCAGCAUGCAAAGAAUUCUACGAAGUGAGGGAGAAAAUUGAGCUGCUUCUUGAAACGACGAGUAGUAAAUCGGACUAUGACGAAUCCGCCAAGGUGAAGCAAGAAGAAGAGAACAAUCAAGCGUUGACCAGUUUUGAAGAUAGGUAUUGCUUAGCAAAAGCUAGUCUGUUAUCAGUACAAUCUGCAACCAUUUCUACCACGUCAAAAAUGGAUCAACUUGGCGAUCAUUCCGGCGUAUCCUACUCAAAAGUGAAGCUGCCAGAGAUUCGUCUUCCAUCAUUCGAUGGGAAGAUCAAGGAGUGGGUUACAUUCCGCGACAGUUUUCGUAGCCUAAUUCACGAGAACAAGCAGCUCACCGACGUGGAUCGAUUUAGCUACUUGAAGUCAGCUUUGUCGGGAGAAGCUAUACAGGAAAUAGAGUCUGUUGAGUUUUCUGCUGUUAAUUAUAGCGUAGCAUGA
Armigeres subalbatus is the source of this 594-nucleotide messenger RNA. RefSeq lists its product as uncharacterized. Lineage: Eukaryota; Metazoa; Arthropoda; Insecta; Diptera; Culicidae. Bases 1 to 594 code for a protein of 197 amino acids. The transcript has a single exon. The record is from RefSeq and is a predicted model, not a curated record.